AUGACGAAAAUCGAAGUUGGAAAAGGAAAAGAUGCCCUCAUCCCCAUGGAGAAUGCCAAUUUGGCCAAUUCAGGACUUGAGAAAAAAGCUGAUCAAGUCGGCAAUAAUGAAAGGAAUUUGACUAGCCAUGCCUCCAGAUGGUUGAUCUUCAACACUCUCGCAGUUCUCACUUCCAUAAUUGUCUGGUUCAUCUCUGUGGAAGAUACCAAUCCUCUUCGGACAAUGGUUCUCAGUUUCCUCAUUGGAUCUCUCUUCAUUGAAUCCAAGCUCUACGCUUCGAAGCAACCCAACAACAUCCUGGAGUACCUCAUGUUGUUCGGAAUAAUGGCUCUUAUUGAUGGCUACGAAUUAUUCCGGAUGGAGGCAAUGGAGAUCGGACAAUUGAUGUUCUUUUCUGGGAGAGCAGUCAUCAUUUUCUUGUCAAUGGCAGGAGCCAUUGCUGCCAACUUCAAGAAAACAGCAGAAAGAUGGCAUUCAACGGUCGGUGCUGUCCUAGGAUCCCUCAUCGGAAUGGUUGUCUUCGGGAUGGUAAACCGAGCUGUGUUGGCUAUCCGAAUGAAGAAUUACCCUCAAUCGCCUUUCUAUCCAAUCGAAUCAAUUCCUGCAAUCCCAACAAGCAUGCUAUAA
Messenger RNA from Caenorhabditis remanei, 627 nucleotides. RefSeq lists its product as uncharacterized. The coding region runs from base 1 to 627 and encodes 208 amino acids. The record is from RefSeq and is a predicted model, not a curated record. The transcript is spliced from 5 exons. NCBI's taxonomy places the organism in Eukaryota, Metazoa, Nematoda, Chromadorea, Rhabditida, Rhabditidae.